Molecule: messenger RNA, 1110 nt
Organism: Aspergillus pseudonomiae
Lineage: Eukaryota; Fungi; Ascomycota; Eurotiomycetes; Eurotiales; Aspergillaceae
Exons: 2
Coding region: 1-1110 (369 amino acids)
Source: RefSeq, a predicted model, not a curated record
AUGGCGGCAGCCCAAUUCUUCCAUAGACUUUUCAACCGUAAAAACCGAGACCCAGAGUCACCAAGGCCUUCGUCGUUAUCAAUACCAGAUCGCGCUCCAACUCCAGCUCCGGCAUCAGCCUCAAUCAACAGCAUCCCUAACUGGUCUCGAGCAGUCCUAGAAUCGGUCGGCGUCGACAACGCUACUUGUCGUGUUAAUGGGUGUCCUACUGAUUCCAAACACCUCCCAACUCUCCCACCAGACUACUGCUCCGUGUUGUCUAUAUUAAGUGACAACAGACACCAUAAUAGCUCAUCACCCGUAGAAAUUCACCUGCAGAGUCAAAGUUCAUUCUUUUCACGUCUUCCACCCGAGGUUCGCAAUCUAAUAUAUCUCUUCGCCUUUGGGAACCGCCGAAUUCAUCUCGAUUUUGACUUCAACCCCCAACAAGGACAAUGGAAAUGGUGGCAUCGAGUGUGUGACGAUGCAGAAAACUGCCUCGACAAAACGUUCCAGUGUCCUGAGUACGCUGGCGCCGAAGAGGCAAUGCUAAAACUUGCCUCACGCUCCUGGGUAAAGGAGGGCUUCGAGUAUAAACUAGACGCGGUGAAUUGGCUAAAAUGUUGUCGGAGAGCAUACCUGGAAACCCUCCCAGUACUUUACACCUCUAAUACAUUUGUUUUCACCCAUGGUAUCGAUCAGCUCUUCCGCCUGUCGUGCGUCAUGCCGCGGGACCAUUUGGCACUCAUCGUAUCGCUGUCUGUUGAGAUCGAUAUCUACCGCAUCAUCAAGCGGCCUCCUCAUAUAGAUCCCUGGUUCAAGUCUUUUUAUGGCAAAGUCUUCAGGAUUCUGCUCUGUGAGCUUAAAAACGCGAAAGAUCUUCGAUUCUCAAUAGCUGGAUUGUGCCAUCAUUCUGGGAACCCGAUGCAGUGGGUAGGCCACGAAGAAUGUGAUUGGAUUGCACCAUGGGAGGAACUGGCAUCCAGUCGUAGUUGGAAAAGACUAGAUAUCGCUGUACCGAGAGGUUGGGUUCCGGAGUUUGAGGGAGUGGUACAGCGGAACAGCGCGGUGGAGGAGCAGAGGAGAUACAGACUUGUGGCUGGAAGUCACGAUUGCCCUCGAGGGUGGUAG